ACUAGUGAAGUGCGUGAAUUUCAUACCAAACCCAUACCUUGCAUUCCACCUUUACUGUCAAACCAGGAGAAAUAUUACUGAAAACAAUAAGCGGCUCAGGCAAGAAAUAGGUGUUUAAUUAAUGAUAUUUCGUCUUUUUGCGGCACAUCUAGACGCGUUUUCCCCCAGUUAAAGGACUGCCAAGGAAAGGAAGGACAAGGCGAGCUGUUUGGGAAGACAGUUCCCUCAGACUGAAACCACUGCGUUCUCGGUCCCAGAGUAGUGUGUGGGCUCGUGGCAGGGCCCGAUCAGAGCCGGCACCAUUGCGUCAAACGAGUGGAGUGCGAACGGAAGCCCUCAGCAGGGGCUGGAAGAUGGCGGCGAUGACCUCGAUAAGACGAUGGACAGUGAUGCGGAGGGUGUAUGGAGCCCCGAUAUUGAGCAGAGUUUCCAGGAGGCACUCGCCAUCUACCCACCCUGUGGCCGCCGCAAGAUCAUCCUCUCGGAUGAGGGAAAGAUGUAUGGCCGCAAUGAACUCAUUGCCAGGUACAUUAAGCUGAGGACAGGAAAAACCCGCACAAGAAAACAGGUUUCUAGCCAUUUGCAGGUUCUUGCCCGGAGAAAAUCUCGCGAAAUACAGUCAAAGCUGAAGGCCAUGAACUUGGAUCAAGCAUCUAAAGACAAGGCUCUUCAGAAUAUGGCGUCACUGUCCUCAGCCCAGAUAGUUUCUCCAAAUCUGAUCAAGAGCCAGCUUCCUCCACUGACCCAGCCACCCUAUGCACCUCCCCCUCGGUUUUGGCCGACUCCAAUCCCAGGACAACCUGGACCCUCUCAGGACAUCAAGCCAUUUGCAAGCAGUUACACAAACCUAUCUGGACCUGUUCCACCUCCGAUAUCAGCAUACGAGCCUUUGGCACCCCCUCUGCCCCCAGCAGCCACUGCCGUGCCUGUGUGGCAGGACCGCACCAUUGCCUCCUCCAAACUGCGCAUGCUUGAGUACUCCGCCUUUAUGGAGGUUCCCAGAGACCAGGACACUUACAGCAAGCAUUUAUUUGUGCACAUUGGACAGACCAACCCAUCAUACAGCGAUCCGCUGCUCGAGGCAGUGGACAUACGGCAGAUCUACGACAAAUUCCCGGAGAAGAAGGGAGGGCUAAAAGAGCUGUAUGAAAAGGGCCCACAAAAUGCCUUUUUCCUGGUCAAAUUUUGGGCGGAUCUGAAUAGCAACGAUAUGCAGGAUGGACCUGGAUCUUUCUAUGGCGUCAGCAGCCAAUACUGCAGCACUGAGAACAUGACCAUUACUGUCUCCACAAAAGUCUGCUCGUUUGGCAAGCAGGUGGUAGAGAAAGUAGAGACGGAAUAUUCGAGAAUGGAAGGAGGAAAGUGUGUGUACAGGAUCCACCGCUCCCCCAUGUGCGAAUACAUGAUCAACUUCAUCCACAAGCUCAAGCACCUGCCUGAGAAGUACAUGAUGAACAGUGUUUUGGAGAACUUUACCAUAUUGCAGGUGGUGACUAACAGGGAAACACAGGAAACUCUGCUUUGCAUAGCAUUUGUAUUCGAAGUGUCAACGAGCGAACAUGGGGCACAGUACCACGUCUACCGUCUCAUUAAGGACUAGCCACUCUACGAGAAGGGGUUUCGCCAAUGGACAUUCUAUCUUUUUGUCCAGACGUCAGAGCAAUACACGAGCAUGUAGCCAAGAACGGAUGCAUUUUUUUUUGUUUCCGUACUGAUCCGAGUAAAAGUGGAUAAAGGCUCAAAAAGAGGGCCAUGCACAAAUGGAAAUUAGAAAUGUACAAUUGCUCUGAUAAAGGACAGUGUUUUUUAUACAUAUUUAAAUGCCUUAAAAACAAAGUGGGUCUCGUCGGUUUUACUGCAAACAAAUUAUACAUUAUUUUGUUUGUUUUUGCUUUUUCUAUUUUACUGAGGGACUAUGAAUGUUGAACAUGUUGGCAGGAAGUUGAGGUUUUAGCAUUGGAAGACAAUGUGUGUCCUUAGGUACACAGUGCAUAUAAGAAGUAAGGACAAGGCCUAUUUUUUUUCUCUCUCUCUCAGUAGGAUAGGUCUAAUGUAAACAUCCUGCUGUUUCUCCUACAUGGGAACAAUAUUGAACAAUCAGUUAAACUUUGGCCUUAAGUAACAAGUGCAAAGGCCAUAUUUUAUAUUAUUUUAAGUAAAUGACAGUUUGAUAUACAGUAUAAGUUGCAGUGUUAAAAGGCAACAUAUGGCCGUGUAGAGAUUGAGAAACACUGCGACGCAUAUUUACCUUGACCUGUCCUUUAUCUAAUAAGGAGGUGUCAGAUAUAAGAAGGUUUACACACCCACUACACAAGUCAGUGAAAUUUACAAGUGCCUCUGUCCAAAGAACAGUGUGGGUGACAUUCUGAAGUGCCUUUUGACUACCUCUUGAGAUAAAUCAAUACAAAUAUUUGCUAGUGUUUUGAUACAAGAGCAUGAUUAAGCAUUUAAGCCUUUUAAUCAAAUAUCACUUCAGUUAUUUGUUCAGUUUGUUUAUUUCCUACUUGUAACAAGUACAUUGAAUCAUAAGGAAGCAUUCAAGAGGCCUUGUUGUAAAUGAAUAACAGCACAUUGUACUAAAGAGAGGUUAACUAAGUGAAUAAGUUCAUUGUCAGUAUGUAGAUGUGUUUUGCGUUAAAUUACCUUCUAACACAAAGAAGAUGGCUUAACUAUGGCUGCCUAUGGGUAAUAUUUUAAUGGUAGCGUUACUAUACCCUUAAAUUAAAUGUUUUUGGUUGCUGUUUUUGACAGUGGAAAGUCCUGCCUUUUGUUAUUGUGUUUUCUGGUGCUUUUGAAUCCUUAGGGAAGAUUCAGCAUUAUAAAACUGUGCCUACGAGGAGAUUGACUUCUUCCACACAAACCAUUGUGCCAUACUCAUCAUUUGAAUGAAUCUUUUUUGAAUACUGGGUACGCUUCAAAUGAUUUCAAACUGCUAAAGGUUUUUUCAAUCAGAAAUUAUUUUUAAAAAUCAAAAAGUGACAAGUGGUUUCACCACUAUCAUGUCAUUCCCUUAAGUCUACUUGUUGGUCAAAGCUGUCUAGUCUUUGCUCUUUAUGAAUACUAGAGUACUAUACUGUUUACUCCAUACGAAAUAAGUGAUUAUGUCUGAAAAGUACCAUACGGUGUUUAAACAGAACUGACACAAAAGGUUCACUGUUUGUCUCCCAACAUGACAUACUUGUACUGAUUUCACUGCAACGGAAGAGGGACAAAAUAAUCUAUUAUACAGUUGCAGGUCUUUCUUGUGCUGACAAUAUUUGUUAAUUCAUUUAAUUCCAUGUGAAGAGUUUUGCAUAAGCUUUAGUUAAAUUUACUGAAGAUUUAAUUAAUGAUUUACAAAAUAAAUUUAUGCAGAAAUUCAUUCGUCAAUGCUUUUCAUGUUAAACGGUACUUCAUGGUAAAUGGACAGUGAUGGGCUUAAUUUGCUUUAAGCUAUCAUUGCAUUGGUACAGCCUUAGCAUAUAAAUGGUGGUGUCUGUGAACUUUGACAGCUUCCUCAAUUGUACUUUUUUUUUACAGGCUCUUGGAUUAUUGUUUUUUUAUUGUUAUUAUUAAUUAUUAAUGUCAUGUUUGCUCUUUGACUUUCAAUUAAUGCUGUUUGCAUCAAUUGAAAAUUGUGUGUUACUGUUGAGAUUUUAUAUAAUAAUCUAAAUGGUGUUGGAGUUUUCUUUUCCCCCUCGAUACCCAGUAACGGUUCACUGUGACAUUGGUUACCAAAUGUGCAUUGAAGUCAUUUAUGUUAUAUACAAUGUGAGGGUUUUGUACAAUAUUAUCUAAACAACAAUACCAGUUCAGCAAUACCAAUAAAAAUUGUCUUGGCUCCCCUUGGGA
Clarias gariepinus (North African catfish) is the source of this 3831-nucleotide messenger RNA. It is a transcript of the gene tead3b, whose product is annotated as TEA domain family member 3 b. Gene Ontology annotation, molecular function: DNA-binding transcription factor activity, RNA polymerase II-specific; RNA polymerase II cis-regulatory region sequence-specific DNA binding. The transcript is spliced from 14 exons. Bases 380 to 1600 code for a protein of 406 amino acids. The record is from RefSeq and is a predicted model, not a curated record. Gene Ontology annotation, cellular component: transcription regulator complex. Lineage: Eukaryota; Metazoa; Chordata; Actinopteri; Siluriformes; Clariidae. Gene Ontology annotation, biological process: positive regulation of transcription by RNA polymerase II; hippo signaling; embryonic organ development.